CUAAUACAUGUUAGUAUUAAUUAUAGAAUAGAGAAAAAUUAUAAGCAUAUUAUGAUACUUAUUUUCUGCUAUCAGUCAUAUAUUGGUCGAACAAAGAAAAGAUAACACACUGAAGCAAACAUCCAUCCUGAGCAAUAUGUUUUAAAAUGGAAGAAAACAAUACUCCAGCAAAUGGAUCUAUAGAUCCAUUUAGUUAUAAUCAAAUUCAGCGGUUGAAUAAUACUACGAGUGGCGGCGUCCCUGGCGCUACAGUGACUGCAAAAAAGAAAGCAACUGCAAAUGUUGGGCAUAACCUCCGACCAAAAAGGGCACUAUGUUGUUUGACUGUUAGCAAUCCCUUAAGGCGAGCAUGCAUUGCUAUAGUUGAAUGGAAACCAUUUGAUUUCUUCAUAUUGGCAAAUAUAUUUGCAACAUGUGCGGUUCUUGCUGCCACAGAACCACUACCAAAUGGGGACACAUCAAUUACAAACGAAAGAAUGGAGAAAGCCGAGUAUUUUUUUAUUGUAGUUUUUACUAUUGAAGCAAUGCUGAAGAUAAUUGCUUAUGGUUUUGCAUUCCAUCCGGGUGCUUAUCUUCGAAACGCAUGGAAUAUUUUAGAUUUUUCAAUAGUUAUUAUAGGAUUUCUUACUUUAAUUUUCGAAAAAUAUAUAGAAUUAGACGUCAAAGCAUUGCGAGCUUUUCGCGUACUAAGACCACUACGUGUAGUUUCUGGUGUACCAAGUUUACAGAUUGUUUUAACGUCAAUCUUGAAAGCACUGAUACCGUUGUUCUACAUUGCCCUAUUAGUUGUUUUUGUAAUUAUAAUAUACGCCAUUAUUGGUGUGGAACUUUUUAUGGGCAAACUUCACUUCACUUGCUACAAUAAAACAUCAAAGAGUAUAAUAUACGAGGAACCACAUCCUUGCAGUACAAGCGAUAAGUUUGGUUUCCAAUGUCCACCGGGCACCAGUUGCGAGAACGUUUGGAAAGGACCAAAUUUUGGGAUAACUAGUUUCGACAACAUGGGAUUGGCUGGAUUGACGGUAUUUACGUGUGUGACGCUAGAAGGCUGGACAGAUGUCAUGUACUUUGUUGAAGAUGCAAUGGGAAAUUACUGGAUAUGGAUAUACUUUGUCACACUCAUUAUAUGGGGUUCAUUCUUCGUGUUGAACCUUGUUCUUGGUGUCCUGAGUGGUGAAUUUGCGAAAGAGAAAGCACGCCAAACGAAAUCUGGGAAAUUUCAGAAAGUGAGAGAAAAACAUCUUGUUGAUGAAGCUGUAAAGGGAUAUUUAGAUUGGAUUCAACAAGCAGAGGACAUAGAUAACCCUGAUGAAGACAGUGGAGAUCGAGAUUUCGACUUAGCAAAUGGGAAAAGGUCGUCGAAACGGCUUAGCGAGUUUCAUGGUGGGAUUAAUAUAACUCCCAAGUUGCAAGAUGCACUGGGACAAGCAAGCAAAUCAGAUAAAAUCAAAAAACGUUUUUUCAAGUUUCAUCAUCGUUUGCGGAGGAUAUGUCGGAAAGUUGUCAAAUCACAAACUUUUUACUGGGCUGUUAUCAUUGCCGUCUUUCUAAAUUCGCUGGUUCUUGCUGUUGAGCACUACAACCAACCAAAAUACAUCACUUUGUUUUUACAUCGCGCAAAUUAUUUCUUUUUGGGUUUAUUUACUUUUGAAAUGCUUCUCAAAGUCUACUGCCUUGGUUUUCAUGGAUAUUGGCUUUCAUUGUUCAACAGAUUUGACUGUCUGGUUGUCAUUAGUAGUUUACUUGAGGUGGCCAUCACAGUACCAACAGGUUUAACGCCAAUCGGUAUCAGCGUGCUACGAUGUAUUCGAUUACUUCGUAUAUUCAAAGUAACCAGAUAUUGGGAGUCACUGAGCAACUUGGUGGAGUCACUUGUCAACAGUAUCAAAUCUAUAGCCAGUUUGCUGCUGUUACUUUCCUUGUUCAUACUCAUCUUUGCAUUACUUGGAAUGCAAAUCUUUGGAGGACGAUUUAAUUUUGAAGACAUUACAAUGCCUAGAAGCAACUUCAACUCGUUCUGGCGAUCUCUUGUUACCGUAUUUCAGAUUCUAACUGGUGAAGACUGGAAUGCAGUUAUGUAUUAUGGAAUUAAAUCUUGGGGAGGUGUUGGAAAACCAGAAUGUGUAGUUGCCAUUAUAUACUUUAUCAGUUUAGUUGUAAUUGGAAAUUACAUUUUGUUGAAUGUUUUUUUGGCUAUUGCUGUCGAUAAUCUAGCAGAUGCAGAAAAUCUAACCAAAAUAGAUAAAGAAGAAAAGAAAAGAAAAAAGCAGGAGAAGAAGAUGAAAAUAUUACGAAAACGUGCGCAAAAUGCAUCACCACAGCAGCUUAGUAUCGAUUCAGAGAAUCCAUCAGUGAUCGGCCCUGCAGCAAAUUUGUGUAUCCCUUUGCCAAUGCAAAACUCUACAGAUACUGAACGAGCAAGUGAGGCAGUAUCAAUCUCGCUUACUUCAAGCAUGGACCGUCAAGCAACAGUUACUUCAGAAGAUGAACACAGCAAUUUGGACAACACCAAAAUGAGACCACUUAGAUUGUCAGAAAUCAACUUACUAAAAGAUAUUCCUGAUCCUAUGCCUGAAGCGAGAUCACUGUUUCUAUUUAAGUCUGGAAACAUGUUUCGUAUCUUUUGUUACAAGUUAUGCACUCAUCCAUAUUUUGUAAAUUCCAUACUGGUGUUGAUUUGCUGCAGUAGUGUACUUCUUUCAGCAGAAGAUCCUCUCAAUAAAGAUCAAAUCAGAAAUCAAGUGUUAGAUUAUUUUGACUACAUAUUUACAGCCAUAUUCACAGUUGAAAUUCUGAUCAAGCUUGUGGCAUAUGGUGCUUUCUUGCAUAAAGGAAGUUUCUGUCGCGGUUUCUUCAACGUUCUUGAUUUGCUGAUUGUGUCAGUAUCACUUGUUGCCAUUAUACUCAGAAACUCUAAAGAAAUAUCAGUGGUUCGAAUUCUACGUGUUAUCCGUGUGUUGCGUCCACUUCGAGCUAUUAAUAGGGCAAAAGGCCUGAAGCACGUUGUACAAUGUGUGUUCGUGGCAAUAAGAAGUAUUGGUAACAUAAUGCUGGUUACAGUUCUGUUUCAGUUUUUAUUUGCUGUCAUUGGUAUUCAACUUUUUAAGGGUACAUUUUCAUACUGCACUGAUAAAACAGCUCUAACUGAAGCCGAUUGCAAAGGAACUUUCAUUGAACACAAUAAUGGACCAAUGACUAAAGACCUUCUAGACGGCGUGGUGACGGAGCGUGAGUGGAAGUCACAUAAGUUCAAUUUUGACAACGUGUUUCAAGCUAUGAUGACACUCUUUGUUGUGAUGACGUUUGAAGGAUGGCCAGGAAUUUUAGAAAAUGCAAUCGACUCUACGAAAGUGGACCAGGGACCAAUUGAAGAUAACCGACCCUGGGUUGCGGUUUAUUUUGUUAUAUACAUCAUCAUCAUCGCUUUCUUUAUGGUGAAUAUUUUUGUCGGUUUCGUUAUUGUCACGUUUCAAAGUGAGGGCGAAGAAGAGUACAAGGAUUGUGAACUGGAUAAAAAUCAGAGAAAGUGUAUUGAAUAUGUCUUGCGUGUACGCCCGAUAUGCCGAUUCAAACCGGAACAACAAACCCAGUUCCAUAUUUGGAGAGUAGUGACGUCACGGAUGUUUGAGUACAUGAUCUUCGCUUUCAUCGUAGCUAACACUGUAGUACUCGGAGCUCAGUAUUUCGAAGCACCAGCUAGAUACGAGACAGUUUUGGAUGGGUUUAAUAUUGGUUUUACAAUGGUUUUCUUACUGGAGUGUAUCCUAAAGCUUCUCGCAUUCAAACCAAGAAAUUAUUUCAGAGAUCCGUGGAAUAUCUUUGAUUUUAUUAUUGUUCUUGGUAGCAUUGCUGAUAUUAUUAUUGGUGAAGUUUACAAAGACAACACAAUCAAGUUUAAUUUCUUCCGCCUGUUUCGUGCACUUCGUCUGGUGAAAUUACUAAGCAAAGGUGCUGGUAUUCGAACAUUAUUAUGGACCUUUAUGAAAUCUUUUCAGGCGCUUCCAUACGUUGGCCUUCUUAUAUUACUCUUAUUCUUCAUCUACGCAGUCAUUGGAAUGCAGGUUUUUGGGGGAAUUAAAACUGAUGAUGACUCAGCAAUUAAUCGUUAUAAUAAUUUUCAAACUUUUCCAGCUGCAGCGUUGGUGUUGUUUCGGUCGUCAACGGGUGAGAAUUGGCAGCAGAUUAUGAAUUCGUGUCUAGAUAAGCCUACCACGCUGUGUGAAAUGGAUCCCACGCAAACAUGCGGCAAUGAUUUUGCUUAUGUGUAUUUUAUCACCUUCAACAUGAUCUGUUCUUUUUUGAUUAUUAACUUGUUUGUGGCUGUCAUCAUGGAUAACUUUGAUUAUCUUACACGUGAUUGGUCAAUUCUUGGUCCACAUCAUUUGGAGGAGUAUGUAAGGACGUGGUCAGAAUACGACUCGGAAGCAACUGGUCGCAUGAAACAUGUGGACAUAGUGAGCAUGUUAAAACGAAUCGAGCCUCCGCUGGGUUUUGGUAAAUGCUGUCCUCAUAGAGAGGCUUGCAAGCGUCUCGUCAGUAUGAACAUGAUGAUGAACAACGAUGGUACAGUCGACUUCCAUGCUACUUUGUUCGCACUCGUUCGAACAUCACUAAAUAUUAAAAAACCUGACGUGAAAUCCAAUACAGCCAAGGAGAAUGGAGAGCUACGAAGUAUAAUCAAACAUAUUUGGCCUGGAACGAGUGAGAAAUUGCUAGACAAAGUAGUUCCCAGGCCUGAUUGUGAGGAAGGCAUUACAGUGGGGAAAUUCUACGCCACGUUUUUAAUUCAAGAAUAUUUUCGACGCUUUAAGAAGAAACGACAAGAUGAAAGACGCAAGAAGAAUGCUGACGCCACAGUUUCGCUUAAGGCCGGCCUAAGAACGAUCCAGGAUGUUGGUCCUGAAAUUCAACGACGGCUGUCAGGUGAAAUUGAUGAGGGUCCAGAGGACGAGUUAAAACAUGAUAAAGAUCCGAAACGUCGUAGCUUCAUUGACAGCAUUGCAAGCUCUGUACGCCGCUCGAUGACGUUUGGAGAGGCUGAUAAAAAACGGAAUGCGUUUGGGAAGAAGGCAAACGCAAUGGAGCAGCCUUUACUCGAGGUCUCGUCAUUUGGUAGUGACGAAUUGAAAAGACAUUCCUACCAUGCGUCGAGUUCCUGCGAAAAAUCAUCCAUUGAGGAUUCAUCGGUUGAUGUGGAGUCCAACGACAAGUUAAGCAUAAGUCAACGUAUUCAACGACUAUCACCAAUACAGUUCGGAAGAAAAAAACGACCGGCAUCGUCAAAUUUCGAACCAGAAGUAAAAGUACAGCACGGUCGAUCUAGCGGGACAAAAACAAUACCGGAUAUAAUCGUUCGUAGACCGACGCUUUCUGAACAGCCUAGAGGCUUGCUUGAACUUCAAAAUAGAGGCAGUCUAGUUGAAAGUUGUCCUGACAGGAAGGAAGAAACUAACAAAGGAAGUAAGUACCGCAGACCGAGUUUAAAACUCUUACCACAAGCAAGCGCCAUUGAACAUUCUGAUACUGAAGAUUUGUCUGUUGUGGGAGAAGACGACAUAGUCGGCGACGAAUAGAAAUCUCAUUACAACCACGACGGCAAUGACGGAAAAAGUAACGUUUAUUUUUGGUGCUUUUCUCCGUGGUGUGGAAUUAUGUCAAAGAAACGUAAAUAGCAUAACCAAUUGGAUGGAUGACUAGUUUUUGAUUGAUUUCAAUACAUCGUAACGACGCCAUUUUUAUGCAAUGUUAGUUUAAACAAUGACCUUGGGCAUUUAAAAAUAAAUCGAAAUAUUUUCUAA
Messenger RNA from Hydractinia symbiolongicarpus, 5798 nucleotides. Its product is annotated as voltage-dependent L-type calcium channel subunit alpha-1D-like. The record is from RefSeq and is a predicted model, not a curated record. Gene Ontology annotation, biological process: calcium ion import across plasma membrane. Gene Ontology annotation, molecular function: high voltage-gated calcium channel activity. NCBI's taxonomy places the organism in Eukaryota, Metazoa, Cnidaria, Hydrozoa, Anthoathecata, Hydractiniidae. Bases 147 to 5573 code for a protein of 1808 amino acids. The transcript is spliced from 42 exons. Gene Ontology annotation, cellular component: voltage-gated calcium channel complex; membrane.